This is a messenger RNA of Debaryomyces hansenii CBS767, 318 nucleotides long. RefSeq lists its product as uncharacterized. The record is from RefSeq and is a predicted model, not a curated record. The transcript has a single exon. NCBI's taxonomy places the organism in Eukaryota, Fungi, Ascomycota, Pichiomycetes, Serinales, Debaryomycetaceae. The coding region runs from base 1 to 318 and encodes 105 amino acids.
AUGAUACAAAUUAGCAGAAGCAUAACUUUCAGAGCGCUCGGAGCUUAUAGAAAUGGGGUCAUUUCGUUACAAUCCAAUCCAAGUGUCAGGGCAUACUCUAUGAAGGACGACUUUAAACGAUUAAACAAAAGAAUAAAUAGAUUCGGAGAAGAAAAUACAAAGGAGUCAGAGAUCACUUUGAAGGUUCUUCGUAAGGUCGGAGGGGUGUCUGUGAUUGUUGUAUUUUGUCUGAUUCUCUGGGCUAGUUCUCGUGUUGAGAAUCCAAUAAGUGAACCUAUACCAUUAGAAGAUUUAAGCAAAGACAUAAGAGACACAUAG